Molecule: messenger RNA, 3495 nt
Organism: Fusarium venenatum
Lineage: Eukaryota; Fungi; Ascomycota; Sordariomycetes; Hypocreales; Nectriaceae
Product: CHAT domain-containing protein
Molecular function (GO): protein binding
Source: RefSeq, a predicted model, not a curated record
AUGAACCAACAAUCAACAAACACAUCGUGCGCAUUAAAGACGCAGUCACCUGAUGUCGAGACCAACCAUGAUGUGCUUAUAGAAGCCGAAUAUGCUUUGCAAGAAAUGGUUUCCUCUUAUCGAGAGUCAGAUGACCCAAUUAAAAUUCCAGAGAUAAUUUCUCUGGCAAGACAGACGCUUGCAAUCACUGUUGAAGGCACUGAAAAGCACCCAGUAUGGCUGCAUGCUCUUGCAUGGUCUCUCUAUCAAAGAUACAAGCACAUUGAACCUGACCAGAAAUAUGUUCAAGAGGCAUCAUCUCUCGAACGCCAAGCUAUAGAUGCAUCACCCGUCGGCUCCGCAGAUUUUGAUAAGUACUCGUACUGGCUAGGACUACAAUUGGGCGAUCUCUUUUUCCACACUGAAGAUAUGUCUGACCUGAAUGAAUCAAUUGUCUUGACAGAGUCUUCAUUGCAUAAGAUGCGAGAUGGAACCCCCAGCAAGGUUAUACAACAGUUUAAUCUUGGGGUACUACUGAAAGAGAAGUAUGAUCGAAUAGGGAGUGAACAAGACUUCAUCAAUGCUUCAAUGCAUAUAGAGCAAGCACUUGCCCUUGCCUCGGAUCAACACCAUGACCGUGCAAUGUGGUAUGAGACAUUCGCCGAGCUGUACGAUCUAAGGCACUUAAAUCUUCGACUGUUGGAUGAUCUAGAGAAGGUCGUACAACUGCGACGAGAGUCCUUGUCCGUAAUCACGAAUAGCAAUGAGUCAGCCAAAUCAUCUGCUAUCAAACGAGAUCAGGAGGCAGCAAAGCCGGCUCAUCAGUUCAGUCUGGCGUUGUCUCUUGAUGAGCUUUAUGUUGAAAGAGGAAUUCUGGCGGAUCUACAGGAAUCGAUUUCGAUGGUCAGAGAAGCAAUAGCUCCUACUUCGGAGGAUGACCCUGACUGGCUGAUUCGCAUACGAUUUCUUUACCUCCGGCUACACUCGCUAUAUCUUGAAACGGGCAUGCUCAAGGACCUUGAGGAGUGCAUCAGUCUCAAUAGAAAGUUUAUUGAGAAGGGCGGAGAAUCUCAUCCUGACUGGCCUACACAACUCAACAAUAUUUCCGUCAACCUCAUGGCUCUCUACGAAAGAACUGGGGACCCCACUGAAGUUGACGAGUCUGUCCGGUAUGGCCUAGAAAGCCUGAGAGUGAUGUCAGAGGAUGAACCGGGUCUCCAAUUAGUACUGAAUAACCUGGCAACAGCACUCUCUGUUCGGUCUCGUAUAACUGGCUCGCUGGUGGAUCUCGAUGAUGCUAUAUUUUACGCUAGAUCUGCCCUAAACGCAACAACGGAGGAAGACCCUGAUCGGCACGUUCAACUCCAUAACCUGGCUUCAGCGUUACUAAAGAAGUACAAUCGGAGCUACGGGGAUAUCAGUCUUCUGGAUGAAGCAAUCAAAAUGUCAAAAAAAGCACUCGGUUGUGUUUCAGAUGAUCAUCCGGACAUAGAGACAUAUCAGAAUCGGCUUGCUUCAGCUCUCAGUUGCCGAUAUGAUGCACUGAAGUCGGCGCAGGAUCUCGAAGACAGCAUACGGCUUAGCAGAAAGGUCGCUUACGCAAUGACUAACAAAUAUACUGGACGAUCAACUGCUAGGAGCACUUUCGCCAUUCUACUACAGAAGCAGGUGAAGAGCGGUGGAGGCUCCCUAGAUGAUGUGAACGAAGCCAUCGAAAUCUCAAAAAAGGCUCUGGACCUCACACCUGACGACUCUCCAUCCAGAACAGAGCACUGGACUACACUAGGUGGUUUACAUGUCAGCAAGUUUACGUUAUCGAAACUGCAUAGUGAUAUGGAGAAAGCAGUCGGGUACUAUCAAGCAGCAGUCACACAUCCUACAGGUGAUCCCUUGCGUCGCGUCAUUGCUGCAACAGCUAUAGUGGAGCUAUGUCCUGAGUAUGAGCAGUCAUAUGAAACAGGACUUGCAGCCCUAGAUAUGGUCCCUAUGCUUGCUUCAGUGCGCUCGCUUGAAACAGCUGAUAGGCAGUACUUGUUGGGCCAUGCCGCAGGUCUCGCAGCCAAUACAGCAGGAGCAGCUCUCAGGAUCAAAAAGAAGCCUUCGGAAGCUCUUUCUAUACUGGAACAGGGGCGUGGACUACUCGCUGCAUCGUUGGAUGAGAUACGCACGGAUAUCCAGGACCUCCAGAAAGGAUUCCCUGAGUUGGCAGAUGAGUUCGUGAGGCUUCGAAGCGAGCUUGAUUCUUCCAACAGCUCACUGUCAGAUGAGAAGGACUUGCUGAAUGGACGCCGUCGUCGUGAUGCGGGCAAGGCUUUCGAUGACCUACUUACCAAUAUUCGCCUGAAACCAGGAUUUGAAGAUUUUCUAGGGCCCUUGACAACUGAUCAGAUCUUUUCCGCUGCAAUUCACGGUCCUGUGGUGGUGAUUAACAGCAGUUGGAUGGGCAUCGAAGCUAUUAUCAUACAAGAAGAGAGACUAACAUCACUAGUUUUUACGAAUUUGAAUGAUUAUACUGCGAUUUUUGACGUAGCCGAACAUGAUUAUGGGAGUCCUGAGACACUCGAGUUACUUUGGAACUCAUUUAUGGAUGCAAUAUUGAAGGCGUUGGGCUUUACAGAAACACCGUCAGAGGGACAGGAAUGGCCUCAUGUCUGGUGGAUUCCCACUGGACACUUGAGUAGAUUCCCCAUACAUGCUGCUGGACUUCAUCUACAGAGAUCUGAGGAGACGGUGAUGGAUCGGGUGAUAUCGUCCUACAGCCCAUCUGUCAAGGCCUUGGUACAUGGCCGUCGUCGUCAUAAAGCACCCACAGGUCCAGCGAAGGCUCUUCUCGUCGCCAUGGAGAAGACACAAAAUCAGGCUCCCCUGCCAAAGGCCAUGGAAGAAGUUGAGCUGGUCAGCAAGAUUUGCAAUAGUAUGGGAGGAGUGAAAUGUGUGAUCGCUGGUUCGGACAAGCAAAAUGCAUUGGAUCACUUGCGAAGUAGCAAGAUCUUCCAUUUUGCAGGGCACGGCUACACGGAUAGCACCAAUCCGUCAAAGAGUCAUCUGUGCUUCGGCGAUGUGAACGAUCCCCUGACGGUAGCAAACCUGUUGGAGUUGGACCUUCAUGAAGAGUCGCCGUUUCUCGCAUAUCUUUCGGCGUGCAGCACAGGGCGUGUUCAGGAUGAGCAAUUUAUCGACGAAAGUAUCCAUCUCAUCAGUGCCUGUCAAUUGGCGGGGUUUAGACACAUCGUCGGAACAUUGUGGAGGGUACAGGACGAGCAUUGUGUUGAUGUUGCGCGUAUCACAUAUGAAACCAUCAAAGAAGAAGGGAUGACCGAUAAUGCGGUAUGCCGAGGGCUACACAGGGCCAUGAGAGUGAUGAGGGAUGCUUGGCUGGAGAGUAUGGACGAGGAUGGCGGUUCAGUGUCUAGAAGUGUUCGGGGAGGUGAGAGAGAAGCUAGGGAUAUUAUUUCUUGCGAAGACGAUAGUACGGCUCCCGCUUACUGGGUGCCAUAUGUCCAUUUCGGUGUAUAA